Peromyscus eremicus (cactus mouse) is the source of this 3083-nucleotide messenger RNA. It is a transcript of the gene Nbr1, whose product is annotated as NBR1 autophagy cargo receptor. NCBI's taxonomy places the organism in Eukaryota, Metazoa, Chordata, Mammalia, Rodentia, Cricetidae. Gene Ontology annotation, biological process: macroautophagy. The transcript has 22 exons. Gene Ontology annotation, cellular component: phagophore assembly site. Gene Ontology annotation, molecular function: zinc ion binding; ubiquitin binding. The coding region runs from base 142 to 3045 and encodes 967 amino acids. The record is from RefSeq and is a predicted model, not a curated record.
UUUAUCUCUCCUCGCCACUCCCCACCUCUUUUAAAGACAGCAUUUCCUUGUUUCCUAGGCUGGCCUAGAACUCUUGGAUUCCAACUAUAUCAUCUUGCUUCAACUUGCUGAGUAACUGGGACUACAGCCCCACCCCACAGCAUGGAACCACAGGUUACUCUAAAUGUGACUUUUAAAAAUGAAACUCAAAGCUUUCUGGUUUCGGAUCCAGCAAAUACAACUUGGGCUGAUGUUGAAGCUAUGGUAAAAGUUUCAUUUGAUCUGAAUAAUAUUCAAAUAAAAUACCUGGAUGAGGAAAAUGAGGAGGUAUCCAUCAAUAGUCAAGGAGAAUAUGAAGAAGCACUUAAGAUGGCUAACAUUAAGCAAGGAAACCUACUACAGAUGCAAGUCCAUGAAGGGUACCAUGUUGUAGACGAAGCAUUCCCUCAAAUUGUAGUAGAAAAACAGGCGGCUGCCAGGAAAGGGAAGAAGCCACUUGCACAUUAUUCUUCAGUGGUGAGAGUCUUGGGAUCAGAUGUGAAGACCACAGAGGAGCCUGUGGCACAGCCAUGUCCACGUGCUCCUUGUGACACGGACCAGCCUCAUGACAAGCCCCCAGACUGGUUCACAAGCUACCUGGAAACGUUCAGAGAACAAGUGGUUAAGGAAACGGUCGAGAAGCUUGAACAGAGGUUGCGGGAGAAGCUUGUCCUCCAGAAGUCGGCCUCGGAAGUCUCGAUGUCUGUUUCAAAGGACCAGUUCAACUGGCAUCUUGCUUGCAAUCACUGCUACAAAAGGAUCAUAGGUGUGCGUUACCAGUGCAGCGUGUGCCCAGCCUACAACCUUUGUGAAGAUUGUGAAGCUGGGCCCUAUGCCCAUAGCCGUAGCCACGUCCUGCUAAAGUUUCGGAGACCUGUUGUGGUUCCUUCCGACCCAUUUUCCCACUUAAAGGGUCCCCAUCCUCGUCUGCCUCCUGCUCUUGAACAAAUCAGGAUCCAGAAACAGGUGGAUAAGAACUUUGUGAAAGCAGAAAAGCAAAGGUUGCGUGCUGAGAAGAAACAGCGGAAAGCAGAGGUCAAGGAGCUUAAAAAGCAGCUUAAACUCCACAGGAAGAUUCAUUUGUGGAAUUCAAUCCACGGAUUCCAGAGUCCCAGGUCCCCUCUAGGCCGACCUGAGAGCUUGCUGCAGUCCAACACCCUGAUGCUUCCUUUGCAGCCCUGUGCCCCAGUUAUGCCAACGCUCAGUGCAGCAUUUGUGGAUGAGAAUUUGCCUGACGGGACUCAUCUUCAGCCAGGAACCAAGUUUAUCAAACACUGGAGGAUGAAAAACACAGGAAAUGUGAAGUGGAGUGCGGACACAAAGCUCAAGUUCAUGUGGGGAAACUUGACAUUGGCUUCUGCAGAAAAGAAGGAUGUUGUGGUUCCCUGCUUGAAGGCUGGCCAUGUGGGAGUUGUGUCUGUGGAGUUCAUCGCUCCAACCUUAGAGGGAACAUACACUUCGCAUUGGCGUCUUUCUCACAAAGGCCAGCAGUUUGGGCCUCGGGUCUGGUGCAGUAUCAUAGUGGAUUCUUUCCCCUCUGCUGAUAGCCCUGAUAACAUGGAAAGGGGCAUGAUCAGCUCAAGCAAAGCUGAUGAGCUCGCCUGUGAGCAAGAGGAAGCUUUUCUUCUUGCUGAAGAAGAGAUUCCGUUGGCUGAAGUGAGGAAGCAGACAGAAGGGACAGGAACCAGCAUCCCCCAGAAGACACAGAACGUCACCAACGGGAGAGAACUGUACAUUCCGUCCGUGGACCUUCUGACUGCCCAGGACCUGCUGUCCUUUGAGCUGCUGGAUAUAAACAUUGUCCAAGAAUUGGAGAGAGUGCCCCACAACACCCCUGUGGAUAUGACUCCCUGCAUGUCUCCUCUGCCACAUGACAGUCCUUUAAUAGAGAAGCCAGGCUUGGGGCAGAUACAGGAAGAGAGUGAAGGGGCGGGAUUUAAAGCACUUCCUGAUUCCACUCUAUCAGCAAAGAGGAAGACUGAGGCCCCUGCUUCAGUGGAAGAAACAGAGGAAGACCUGAGUGGGACCCAGUUUGUGUGUGAGACUGUAAUCCGAUCCCUUACCUUGGAUGCGGCUCCGGACCACAACCCACCUUGUAGGCAGAGGUCCCUGCCAAGGGAAUUACAGCUGCAAUCCACAGAGGAACAGCAGCCAGCUGUGCUGCCUGGGUUCUGCAGGAAGGAUUCUUCUUCCUUGAAAUUUGCCUUGCCUGAAGAAGGACCACUUGGAGAUGAGAGGGAAGAGAUUGUCCACAUUGCUGAGGAGGAAGAAGAGGAACUCCAAGAUGACGUAGAAAGUCAGUCUUCUGCUUCCUCUGAAGAUUAUAUCAUCAUCCUGCCUGAGUGCUUUGACACCAGCCGCCCCCUGGGAGACUCCAUGUAUAGCUCUGCACUCUCACAGCCAGGCCUGGAGCGAGGGGCUGAAGGCCAACCUGGGAUCGAGGCUGGGCAGGAACCAGCUGAGGCUGGAGAGAGACCCCCUGAAGGGGAGAGCCAGCCACAGGAGCAGAGCAUCAGUGACAUCCUCACGACCUCACAGACGCUGGACACAGUGCCCCUAGUCCCCGAGGUGGUAGGACUUCCACCCCCACUGUCCAGGAGCUCCCCUUGCGUACAGCACGGGUCCCCAGGAGUGGAUUCACCAGUUACCAUCCAAGAAGUUCCUUCAGUCCCUGACCAGGUCAGAGGAGAGCCCAGAGGCUCAUCGGGACUUGUCAGCAGCAGACAGAAGAGCUGUGAGCACUCAAGGCACCACAGUGGGAGCGGCAUUGCUGGAGGACUGGUGAAGGGGGCUUUGUCUGUUGCGGCCUCUGCGUACAAGGCCCUGUUUUCUGGGCCGCCAGUCACUGCACAGCCCAUCGUUUCUGAAGACCAGACAGCAGCCUUGAUGGCCCAUCUCUUUGAAAUGGGAUUCUGCGACAGGCAGCUGAACCUAAGGCUGCUGAGAAAACACAAUCACAACAUCCUGCAGGUUGUGACAGAGCUCCUUCACAUCAACAACAAUGACUGGUACAGCCACCGCUAUUGAGGACCCAUCUUGUAUUAAAUAACUGCCUGCUGCUCAGA